This is a messenger RNA of Astrephomene gubernaculifera, 1123 nucleotides long. The record is from the annotation of a GenBank genome assembly. NCBI's taxonomy places the organism in Eukaryota, Viridiplantae, Chlorophyta, Chlorophyceae, Chlamydomonadales, Astrephomenaceae.
UCAAGUUUGAUUUUCCAGGCCUGGCAUGUGUAGCGUGGUUGCUUAUCUUUGUGCUUGUAGGCCUACUACCUUUUAACUGAGCAUAUAGCUGCGUUUCUACCCUAACCUGAACUCAAGUACAUUCUGGUGAUAGUUUUCUAUGUUUAGUUCUUAACCUGCGGACAAAAUACUCCCGGAGCUCCUAGCUAGUCCUGUCUCCUGGUGGAAUGGCGCGGCUGCCAAACUUUAGGCGGCUGCGGCGCAAAAUCAGGAAAGAAAUAACAGAGAUUCGCCUAUUCUUUCUUGACCUAGUCGUCUUCAUCGUCAGCUACGUGAAGCAGUUUCUGUACGAGUCCACGCUGCCGGUCACCAGGCGCCUUUUUAGCAGGCGCCCCUCCCCGCCCCGGGUGCAGGUCAAGGACGUGCGAUGCAAGCGGAUCCGGCUCCAGAUCGACUCCUCCUUCUCCUCGCCCUUCAAUGUGGAGGAGUUCGAGGUGGAGUGGCGCCCGACCAGCGAUCCGCCGAAGGAGUGGACGUCCGUGGGCAAGAGCGACCUGACAGCCCGCACGGUAGCCCGGCUGAAGGCCGACACGCCGUACGAGUUCCGGGUUAGGGCCUGGAACAGCAGGGGGUGCAGCGGUUGGACAGAGCCGGUGUCCAGUCGCACCAAGCUGGAUCCAACCGUCAACGACGGGGGCGGGUACGGCCCGGGUGGCCCCGACCUGUCGUACAGCUGGAGUCAGAACGCCUCUGAGGUGUGCGUCAUGUUCAAGCUCCCUCCCGGCUCCUCCAAGCGCGACAUCUCCCUGGCCCUGAAGCCCGACUCGCUGUCCGUGAGCCACGCGGGGCGGGUGCUGCUGGAGGGGGAGCUGUACGGCAGCGUGCGGGGCUGGGAGAACGGCUCCUUCUGGGAGCUGACAAAGGAGAAGGACCACACGCUCCUCUCCAUCACGCUUGAGAAGCAGGUGCGCUCGCUGGCUCCCAAGUUCGACUUCUGGCGCUGCGUGGUGCUGGGACACCCCGAGAUAGACACGCACCAGAUACCCCCCGGAGAGGGAGGCGGCGGGGGGGCGGCCAUGGGGGGCCCGGGCGGCGUUGGUGGCAUGGGCAUGGGCAUGGGCGGGGGCGGUCAGGGCCCCACCCG